CUUCAGUUUCCAGAUAUUGAACUCAAAAGACAGAAGCUCUUUCCUCUGCCUCUAAAACUCCACACAAUAGUUCUAAGGAAAAAAAACCCAAAAUUCAAAUCUACAGAAACCAUGUCGUGUUUUUUACAGGCGCCAGUGGCUCACACAAUCCUAUCUUCAGCUUCUUCAUGUCGAACUGUUCGAAGAACAAAGGCUUUGAAGCUUAGGUGCGGAGCUUUGGGUGCCAAAAACGCCGCCAAAAUCCCCAUGCCUCCGAUAAACCCUAAGGACCCUUUUCUUUCAAAGCUUGCCUCCGUUGCCUCUUCUUCCCCCGAAGCGCUACAUAAUGGCUCGGCUAAUCCCGAUACGCCGCCGUUUUUGGACUUGUUUGAGUCCCCCAAGCUUAUGGCUACUCCUGCUCAAGUGGAAAGAUCAGUGUCAUACAAUGAGCACAGGCCGAGAAGCCCUCCACCGGACUUACCUUCAUUGCUUCUUAAUGGUAGAAUAGUUUACAUUGGCAUGCCGCUCGUGCCUGCAGUUACAGAGCUUGUAGUUGCAGAAUUAAUGUAUCUUCAGUGGAUGGACCCCAAGCAACCGAUUUAUCUUUACAUAAAUUCUACUGGAACAACUCGUGAUGAUGGUGAAACGGUUGGAAUGGAGACAGAGGGUUUUGCCAUCUAUGAUGCACUUAUGCAAUUACAAAAUGAGAUACAUACGGUCGCUGUUGGGGCUGCAAUAGGUCAGGCUUGUCUUCUACUUUCAGCGGGAACCAAGGGUAAACGGUUCAUGAUGCCUCAUGCCAAAGCUAUGAUCCAACAGCCUCGUGUCCCAUCAUCAGGGUUGAUGCCUGCUAGUGAUGUUCUUAUACGUGCCAAAGAGGUGAUAAUAAACAGGGACACACUUGUGGAACUUCUGGCCAAGCACACUGGAAAUUCGAUAGAGGCGGUAGCCGAGGUGAUGAGAAGACCGUUUUAUAUGGAUGCUAACCGAGCUAAAGAGUUUGGGGUCAUUGACAAGAUCUUGUGGCGUGGUCAGGAAAAGGUAAUGGCGGAAGUUGCUUCUCCCGAGGAAUGGGACAAGAAUGCCGGCAUCAAAGUCAUGGAUGGCUUUUAGUGUCCAGGUGGUGGACACUAGUCAUUGAAGUUUCGUUAGCUAGAUCAGGUGUGCCACCUACAUAACGUCCAUAACAGAGGUCAACUUGUGACUUUUUCGAGGAGUGUUGAAUAUGCAGGAACACCAUUACUAAAUCAUUGAACUGAAUUACAAUUGAUACAUUUAAGCCUGGAAUAGGUUGCAGGUUGAUGGCAUGCUUAAUGAAAAUAGGAAGAUGGUUUCUUUUUUUUUUUUUUUUUUAGGUUUUGGGUCGAAUUCUGUAUAAUCUUACAGAUUGUUGAUAAUUUUAGCAGCGUCUUCCAUUCCAUUGGUGACUGUUGAGCAUUGUAAAAACCAGGUUCGCGACUGAAAACACUGUCCACGAUCAUUAAUGCUACAUUUGAAUGAUUGCAUCAAAGGUAAACCCUCUUGAGAUGUGGAAAAA
Gossypium arboreum is the source of this 1516-nucleotide messenger RNA. Its product is annotated as ATP-dependent Clp protease proteolytic subunit-related protein 3, chloroplastic. Gene Ontology annotation, cellular component: endopeptidase Clp complex. NCBI's taxonomy places the organism in Eukaryota, Viridiplantae, Streptophyta, Magnoliopsida, Malvales, Malvaceae. Gene Ontology annotation, molecular function: ATP-dependent peptidase activity; ATPase binding; serine-type endopeptidase activity. Gene Ontology annotation, biological process: protein quality control for misfolded or incompletely synthesized proteins. Bases 112 to 1092 code for a protein of 326 amino acids. The transcript has 10 exons. The record is from RefSeq and is a predicted model, not a curated record.